Molecule: messenger RNA, 1194 nt
Organism: Linum tenue
Lineage: Eukaryota; Viridiplantae; Streptophyta; Magnoliopsida; Malpighiales; Linaceae
Source: the annotation of a GenBank genome assembly
CAAAAUAAGUUUCCGAACUAUUUACUGUACUCUUCGAAGGAGAAGGGGCCAGAUCCAGAAAUUGGCCAACCAGAUGAACGGACGACAUUGACCUCAUAUUUCUUUGCCCAGCACAUGCUCGACGGAUUUCCUCAGAGAACCCCGGAAGUACUGCAUAAAAUUUACCAACAGAACUGCUUUCCUUUCCGCGGCUGCUGGUAAUUCCUUGAUGGUUUAAGGCUCUCUUACCAAUUUUAGCUUGCUUAGGCAUCCCAUCUCUCUCGGACUUCAUUCCGGAGAUCGACAUGGCGCUUGUCGUUCCUAGACCACCCACACUCCAUCUCAGAACUUGUAGCAUUUUCGGGAACCAUUUCAAACCUUCCCUCGUCGUCGCCGUGCCCAUCCAGAUGCAGAACUUUCGGGCCAUGAACCUGGUUGCCAGAUCAAGAGCGAAUCCAGCAAGAACAGAAAGUGCUAAAACCAUGAACAGGAGGAGGCUAAAGAAGUUCAACGGGACGCCCAUGAAGCCACGGCUGUCAGUGUUCUGUUCAACCAAGCAACUUUAUGCAAUGCUGGUGGAUGAUCAAAACAAGAAAAUUUUGUUUUACGGAAGCACCAUCCAGAAAUCCAUUCGAGGCGAUCCACCUUGUUCCACGAUCGAAGCUGCUGAAAGACUGGGUGAGGAACUCAUCAAGGCAUGUGUUAGUCAUAGCAUCAAUGAAGUUACUUAUGAUCGGAAUGGGAACCCUCCGCGUGGGGAGAAGAUGAAAGCAUUCGAGAUCGCGAUUUCACAACAUGGGUUCUUGCCUGAUCGAUCGACCAGGACAAGGAUUCCUGCAGCUGCAACACCACCUUAGCAGAUACAAAAAAAUGUGCAUAGAUGUUCAGUGACGGCCAUAACUGGUUGACUAAGAGCUUUAGUCUUCCAUGAUCUUUGUAGUACUUGAUCUUGUUGCAUUUAAUCAAAACCAUAGCAGGUUUUAUGCCUGAUCGUGGAAUGCAAAACGCCAUUCGAAACUACGAAACGGGUUAGAACAUCCUAGCCUCGUUGGUCAUUAGGAUCGUAGCUGGCUUCGUUGGUGGCACAUGUGCAGCAUUGUGUAACCAAAUUCUUUUUCUUUUAAUGCCUAUGUAACUGCAUGAUUUGGUGCAAUGACAUCAGAUUUGAUCAUUCCAUCAUUCUCCCCUUAUAACGCUACAGAUUCUGAUAAACCC